CUGCAGUUGGAGAGACAAAUCCUGAUGCAGAAUCAGAUGCGGGAGAAGCAGAUGGCUAUGCAGAUUGCCUGGAGUCGGGAGUUUCUGAAAUAUUAUGGGACUUUUUUAGGAUUUGCAGCACUUGGAUUGACAGCAGGGGCUAUCAAAGGAAAGAAGCCAGCUUUAUUUGUCCCUCUUAUACCACUAGGAAUUGUUGGUGCAUACCAGUAUGAUAUGGCCUAUGGGACCCUAAUUCGAAGGAUGAAAGGUAGUGCCGAGAAUAUUAUUGAAAAUGAGUGCAAUUUGCUUGAGUUGCCACAAGGAUUGCCAACUUUUGAGUUAAUUGAAAAAGCUAGAAAAGCACAAAGAAAAUUCUUUAUAGAUCCAUCCAAGGAAAUAUAA
Staurois parvus is the source of this 381-nucleotide messenger RNA. The record is from the annotation of a GenBank genome assembly. NCBI's taxonomy places the organism in Eukaryota, Metazoa, Chordata, Amphibia, Anura, Ranidae.